Entrophospora sp. SA101 is the source of this 372-nucleotide messenger RNA. The record is from the annotation of a GenBank genome assembly. NCBI's taxonomy places the organism in Eukaryota, Fungi, Glomeromycota, Glomeromycetes, Entrophosporales, Entrophosporaceae.
AUGCCAAUAAUUCAAUCAACCCCAGCAGUUAGUCUUAACCCAACUAAUCUAAUCAAAUCUGCCCAAGAAUUAAAGCAAAGCUUAACUGCCAUUGCUCCUGAUGAUAGCAAAACGACUAAAAUAAUCACUUUUGCCUUAGCCGCCACGGCUAUCAUGGGAAUAGAAAAGAAAAAUUUUAAUCCCACUGAUGACGCCGAUUAUCGCACUUUGUUAGCCGAUUACCAAGAGCAAUAUGGCGAAACCUUACCGGAAGCAGAACAAGUAGCCCACGAAAUCACUUAUGAAUAUUUGCUGAUGGUGAUUAAGAGUUUAGUCGGAACUUUAAAAGGAUUUACUUGCCAUGAAGCUGAAUAUAUGGAGGGGAUUAUUUAA